AUGACUCUGCCGAUGCUUUCUUCAUGGAUAGAAACCCUAUCCAUCCACCACUUCCUGCAAGGAAUGACUAUGAGAUCAAGCCUCAGAUCAUUGCAUUGGUUAGACAGAACCAAUUCAAUGGACCUUCCAGCUGAGCACCCUCUUGAUCACAUAGAAAACUUUGAAGAAAUUUGCAGCACUACAAGAUCCAAUGGAGUCUCUGCUGACUACCUUAAGUGCAAGCUCUUUUCAUUCUCUCUUGGCGACAAAGCUUCAAGAUGGUUGAAGUCUCUGCCAGCUCACUCCAUCACCACUUGGGAUGAGUACAAGGCUGCAUUCAUCAACCACUUCUACACCAAGCAAAUCAAUUUCUGUGAGAACAAGAUCUCCACUUUCGCCAAGCAACAAUGA
Microthlaspi erraticum is the source of this 390-nucleotide messenger RNA. Lineage: Eukaryota; Viridiplantae; Streptophyta; Magnoliopsida; Brassicales; Brassicaceae. The record is from the annotation of a GenBank genome assembly.